UAGCAACAAUACGGAAUGGGAAAAUGAAGAACUCUUGGAAAAUUCCAGUUUUCUUCUUUGUGUUCAGUUUCCUGGGAUCAUGGGCCUCUGCAACAGUUAAGCGUCGACCAAGGUUCCCUGUCAAUUCAAAUUCUAAUGGUGGAAAUGAACUUUGCCCAAAGAUCAGGAUAGGCCAAGACGACUUACCAGGGUUUGAUCUGAUUUCUCAGUUCCAAGUAGAUAAGGCAGCAUCCAGAAGGGCAAUCCAAAGGGUAGUUGGAUCAACUUCAUUACAAGUGGCUUAUAAAUUGGGAAACAAUGUGGAUUUCAGGAUUCCAACCAGGCAUUUAUAUCCCAACGGACUGCCUGAAGAAUACUCCUUUUUAACCACUUUUCGGAUGACAGGAAGCACACUUGAAAAGAACUGGAACAUUUGGCAGAUUCAGGAUUCCUUUGGGAAGGAGCAAGUUGGCGUGAAGAUUAAUGGCCAAACAAAAUCUGUUGCAUUUUCAUACAAGGGAUUGGAUGGGAGUCUUCAAACCGCAGCCUUUUCAAAAUUUCCCUCCUUGUUUGAUUCUCAGUGGCAUAAGAUCAUGAUUGGUGUGGAAAGGAGUAGUGCUACUCUAUUUGUUGACUGCAAGAGAAUUGAAUCCUUACCUAUAAAGCCAAGAGGCAAAAUAGAUUUUGAUGGCUUUGCUGUGCUUGGAAAACUUGUGGAAAAUCCUCAAGUUUCUGUUCCGUUUGAACUUCAAUGGAUGCUGAUUCACUGUGACCCACUGCGACCCAGGAGAGAAACUUGCCAUGAGCUGCCAAUCAGGAUAACACCCAGCCAGACCACAGACCAGAGAGGUCCUCCGGGUGCACAAGGUCCUCCCGGGCCUCCAGGACCCCCUGGAGUUCCAGGCAUCGAUGGCAUAGAUGGUGACCGAGGUCCAAAGGGUCCCCCAGGCGGCCUGGGUCCUGCUGGAGAACCAGGCAAGCCAGGAGCUCCAGGCAAGCCAGGCACACCUGGAUCAGAUGGACUAACAGGACCUGAUGGAGCCCCUGGCGCAGUUGGACCAAGAGGACAGAAAGGAGAACCUGGUGUACCCGGAUCUCGUGGAUUUCCAGGACGUGGUUUACCUGGGCCUCCUGGUCCUCCUGGGGCAGCAGGACUCCCUGGAGAGUUGGGUCGUGUAGGACCAAUCGGUGACCCUGGAAGACGAGGACAACCUGGCCCCCCUGGUCCCCCAGGACCCAGUGGGACAAUUGGAUUUCAUGAUGGAGAUCCAUUGUGUCCCAAUUCCUGUCCACCAGGUCGUUCUGGAUAUCCAGGCCUACCAGGCAUGCGGGGUCAUAAAGGGGCUAAAGGAGAAAUUGGUGAACCUGGAAGACAAGGUCACAAGGGUGAAGAAGGUGACCAGGGAGAACCAGGAGAAGUUGGAGCUCAAGGACCUCCAGGACCUCAAGGAUUGAGAGGCACUACUGGUAUAGCUGGAGAUAAAGGAGAAAAGGGUGCUCGGGGCUUCGAUGGGGAACCUGGACCCCGAGGUCUUCCUGGUGCACCUGGUGAUCAAGGACAACGAGGACCUCCUGGAGAAGCGGGUCCAAAGGGAGAUAAAGGACCCCAAGGUUCCAGAGGAAUUCCAGGCCUUCCUGGGUCUAAAGGAGAUACGGGCUUGCCAGGUGUGGAUGGUCGUGAUGGAAUACCUGGGAUGCCUGGAAUAAAGGGUGAGCCAGGAAAACCUGGACCUCCUGGUGAUGCAGGAUUACAGGGGUUACCUGGGGUCCCUGGAAUUCCUGGUGCAAAAGGUGUUGCCGGUGAAAAGGGUAACACAGGUGCUCCUGGGAAGCCCGGUCAGUUGGGGAAUUCAGGCAAACCGGGCCAACAGGGGCCUCCCGGAGAGGUCGGCCCCCGAGGACCUCGGGGUCUUCCUGGCCACAGAGGAGAAACAGGACCAGUAGGACCUCCAGGCUUGCCAGGUAAACUGGGUUCAGUUGGGAGUCCUGGCCUCCCCGGCUUACCUGGUCCACCAGGACUUCCUGGAAUGAAAGGCGACAGGGGUGUUGCUGGUGAACCUGGCCCCAAGGGUGAACAGGGUGCCUCUGGUGAAGAAGGUGAAGCAGGAGAAAGGGGCGAUUUUGGAGAUGUAGGACUACCUGGCUCAAAGGGAUCUGUGGGAAACCCAGGGGAGCCUGGCCUGCGGGGGCCUGAAGGUGUUCGGGGCCUUCCUGGUGUGGAAGGACUCCGGGGACCGCCUGGACCUCGAGGCGUGCAGGGAGAACAGGGUGCUACUGGCCUUCCUGGCAUCCAGGGUCCUCCAGGUCGAGCACCGACAGAUCAGCACAUUAAGCAGGUUUGCCUGAGAGUCAUGCAAGAGCAUCUUGCUGAGAUGGCUGCUAGCCUCAAGCGUCCUGACUCCGGAGCCUCCGGCCUCCCUGGCAAGCCUGGGCCCCCUGGCCCCCCCGGGCCCCCAGGAGAGAAUGGUUUCCCUGGCCAGAUGGGCCUUCGGGGCCUACCAGGCAUGAAAGGCCCACCUGGUGCUCUUGGUUUGAGGGGUCCUAAAGGUGAUACGGGAGAAAGAGGGGACCGUGGUCCUCCAGGAAGAGGUCCAAAAGGUUUGCCUGGAGCUAUGGGUCUCCCAGGUGACCCAGGUCCUGCCAGCUAUGGAAGGAAUGGUCGAGAUGGGGAGAGGGGGCCAGCGGGGGUGGCGGGAAUUCCUGGGGUGCCUGGUCCUCCGGGUCCUCCGGGCCCUCCUGGUUUCUGUGAGCCAGCCUCUUGCACCAUGCAGGCCGGUCAGCGAGCAUUCAGCAAAGGACCGGAUCAGUGACCGGCCAGUGAAGAUACUGUGCUGUUUGGCUGAUGCACGAACCCCAGCCCGG
Sorex fumeus (smoky shrew) is the source of this 2841-nucleotide messenger RNA. RefSeq names its product collagen type IX alpha 1 chain (gene COL9A1). The coding region runs from base 24 to 2789 and encodes 921 amino acids. The record is from RefSeq and is a predicted model, not a curated record. NCBI's taxonomy places the organism in Eukaryota, Metazoa, Chordata, Mammalia, Eulipotyphla, Soricidae. The transcript is spliced from 38 exons.